CUGCUAUCAGGAACAAUCUGGAAGGGUAUUUUAAAGCCUGUCUUGAAUCAGCGUUGUGGUUUUUUUUUAUAAAUAAUGAAAUCUCAAUAAGCUCCGACGUAGUCGGAAAGUUGAUUUACUCGUGAAACGGACGUUCAGAAAGUUAAAUCUCGACUCGCAAGUUGAAAAACGGAACGAAAAUAUCAACGAAAGCGAUUAAAACGAAAAUAGAAAAAAAAGCCAUACAAAUUUUUUUAUAUUCAUAAUACUACAAUAUUUUUGCUUAUUGAUAACCAAUAUAUUAUUCCAAGUGUGCAAUGAAUGCUCGUGAUUAUAUUGGGAUUUCAUCAAUAAUUGUUUUUAUUGGAUUGUUAAUCGCGUGCUUUGGCCAUGUACAGUGCGCGUCAAAUGUUAUCGCACAAGUAUCGCAUUUUCAUGCUAAAGAAUCGAGGGAUAAACUGCGUGAAGGCGAUACUUUUAAUAUCACCUGUACAGCGGAUUAUUUGGAAUCCAUUUUAACGUUUUGUGAUAAUUUAAGCGAAAUCUAUAUAGAAAAAACUAAUGAUAAAAAAUAUUUUAAACCAGAUAUAAUUAAUGAGACCAGUGUAUUUUAUGAGGUGAAUUCAACGAUGGCAAAACAUCCCAAGGAAUACGGUUAUUCCUGCAUGUGCAAGAAACACAGUUUAAAUACGGCGUAUUUUAUGAUUGGCAUCAAAUUAAAUAUCACCGAUUUUAAUUGCAAAUUUAUCGACACAUCCGAACCAAAUUUAAGUUGCAGUUUUAGCACGCCAGCAAAACUAUCUGCCAUAGAUCCUGCUACUAAAUUCUUUAUGGAAUAUAAAUAUCAUAAUUUUAGUUGCGAGUACAAUGAAAAUCGCACAGUGUGCACAGUGCCUAAUGAUUUUUUCAAAGACUACAAGUUUUCUAGUAAGCAUAAUUUUAAAAUUUUUAUGCAAGAUCAAUUGGGUACACAAAAUGAACAAUUUAGUCGGAGUAAAGAGGAAUGUAUUGUGCUGGUAACUCCGGAAAAUGUCAAUAAAAUAAGUUUAAACAGCAAUUCCAUUUGCCUGAAUUGGACUGACAAUCAAAAGGAUAAUUAUAAGCCGCUCUAUACAAUUGAAUGGUUGCUGAAUUUGGAACCUAAAGAAGACAAUAGAAAGUGGCUACAACAACCGACUGGGUCCCAUUUGAGUGAUAGCUACUGUCUGGAGGGAUUGAGUCUUCCUUAUCAGGAGUACACACUGACUGCAAGACGACGCCUUAACGACAGUAGAGUCCGAUGGAGUGAACCCUUCAAUUACACAUUUAUCACAGCUCCAACUAUCCCCAGUAGACCGCCAAUUGUCUGGCCUGGUGGUUAUCAAUUUAAUACACAUAAUUCCAGCGAACUUCAUGUUUAUUGGCAGCAAAUUCAAACGUUUGAACGCAACGGUCCAGAAUUUAAAUAUAAUGUUGAAGUUCGCAACAGCCAGGACAAUACGCAAGUCAAAAAUUUAGAUGUUCAAGUGGAUAUAAAUAUGGCCAGCAUAAGAAACUUUCCAAGCAGCGGACGUUAUGAAAUUCUAAUAAGAAGCGAAAACAGCGUGGGAAUGUCUGAAAACAGCAGUAAAUUGUUUAUUUCACAUGAAGCGGGCUCGGAAAAGCGAAUUCCGACAUUUUUAAAUAUUAGUAAAGAAGAAGACAUUAUAAGUUGGCAGCCGCCGGAGCAACGAGAACAACUCAUCGGUUAUACAAUCUAUUGGUGCAUCGCGAGCCUUACGGAUAGGAAUCGGUGCAAUGAUUCGAUGGCUAUAGAAACGGAUCGGGUGGAUGCACAGAGAAAUUAUUAUCAUCCAAAGAUGGAUAUCGAUGAUUCCUAUGAGUGGGCAGUGUCUGCCAAUUAUAAUGGAACGAUCCUAUCCGGUGGCAUGAUAUGGCGACAAUGGACACCACAUGUUAUCUCUAAUUUUGAUCACAGAAUACACAGCUGGGAGGGAGUUUUGGCUCUUCUCGUGCUCGGCGGUUGUCUAUAUUUGCUAUUCCGCAAAUAUAAAUACAUGUCGAAUAUUGAGGUGGAUUUACCACCUGGUGUUCUUUUGGAUAAGACGGAACAUAUUGAACUUUUGCCCGAUCAGCAUUCGAAUCAGAAUCGGAGUGCGAGUCUUAAUCCUGCCGAUGAGGUCCCAAAGAUUUUGAGUGCGAAUAUAAAACCUUUGGACUUGGAUCUGUCCACAGUUGCUGCUGAAAUUGACUCCUGGAUUCCCCCAAGUCCCGUUUCCGUUUGCAGCAUUUCCAGUUCAAAUUUAUCUUCUGCUUCUUCUUUAUCCACAACAGAAUAUGUUUCUUGCGAUCCUCAAACAAAUUCCAGGGAACCGGAUUAUACAAAGUUAAAAUCAAUUCCAGUUAAUUCAAAUUCUCAAACAAAUUCCAGUGAACCGGAUUAUACAAAGAUGCAAUCAAUUCCAGUUAAUUCGAAACCGAUUCCGAAACCGAACCCGAUCUCCGGAUAUGUUCAGGCACCCGCAUUUUACAGAUAACUCAUUUAAAUAUCUCUUUAAAGAUGGUAUUUUUAUAAUUUAUAUUAUUUAUGAUCAAAAAAAAAA
Drosophila innubila is the source of this 2561-nucleotide messenger RNA. Its product is annotated as cytokine receptor. Gene Ontology annotation, molecular function: cytokine receptor activity; protein binding. Bases 297 to 2495 code for a protein of 732 amino acids. The record is from RefSeq and is a predicted model, not a curated record. NCBI's taxonomy places the organism in Eukaryota, Metazoa, Arthropoda, Insecta, Diptera, Drosophilidae. Gene Ontology annotation, cellular component: membrane. The transcript has 3 exons.